This is a messenger RNA of Pectinophora gossypiella (pink bollworm), 8121 nucleotides long. It is a transcript of the gene INPP5E, whose product is annotated as inositol polyphosphate 5-phosphatase E. Gene Ontology annotation, biological process: phosphatidylinositol dephosphorylation. The transcript is spliced from 10 exons. The record is from RefSeq and is a predicted model, not a curated record. NCBI's taxonomy places the organism in Eukaryota, Metazoa, Arthropoda, Insecta, Lepidoptera, Gelechiidae. Gene Ontology annotation, molecular function: phosphatase activity. Bases 448 to 2376 code for a protein of 642 amino acids.
GUUUUAUUGUAUAAACUUUCCUUUUAAAGCUAGUGGGUAAGCUCUAUUGUACAUGCAUGUAUUUAAUUGAGUAUCCAUUUAAAUAAUCAAUAAAAUUCCCUUUCAGCAUUGUUUGUUGCAUUUACAAGCAUGACUGAACAUCACUUAGCAACAUAAAAUUAUGCAAAACAUCCUUUGUUGUGAUUUUUUUUACUUGGUUGCCGAUACAUUACAUCUACGAGCUAGAAGCAAUAUAGCGACCUAUUGGAUAGUUUUCUUUUCAGUUUCUUAAAAAGUUUGAACCACGUACUAGGCUGAACGUAUCCGAAAUAUUUAUUAAAGUUUGAGUUUGACACUUUGCUUCACUUCAAAAUGUCACUUUGAGGCGUAAUAGGUUAUGUUGUCUAUAUUUAGUAAAAAAUGUAAUUAGUAACAUAAAUUACUCGUUUAUGUGUUGUAAGAUUCAAUAUGACAACGUCGCCUACCAGGACCAAACAUAAAUUGUCUUUGCGGAAGCGUCUGUUCGUCAAAAAAUCGCCGAAAGUUGGGUGCUAUAUCGAUACUGAUUCCAAUGAUGAAUUCACACAUUCCUCUUCGCGCCCCAUCUCUCCAGCGGACCCGUUCCUAGCUCAGAGUGCACACUGUGGUGAUACAAGCGGGGAGCUGUCAGAUUCACUGAAGAAUUCCUCUGGGGAGAACUCUGGCAGCCAUGUAAUCAGGAACAGUGAUAAUCAUCACAACAGUGAUGAAAACAACCCGAAAUGCUGCAAGACUUUCUUCAGGAGAUCCCGUCCUAAAAGUUUAGUGGAAGGGCAAAAUUCUAAAGAUGAUGUAAAUUCUGCAUCAUGCAGUCCUGUCAAUAAUUCCAAUAAUAGUUUGAGUGACCAUGGUAUUUCUUGCCGACAGUCGAAGUCUGAAGAAAUAGCAAAGGCUACAAUAAAGUUUCCUAAAAAUGAUAAAUCCUUUGAGCACUCAGGAUCUUUUGAAGGUAUUAAGCCAAAGAGUAAAUUAUUUGUUAAAAGAUUGUCAGUUGAUCACUUGAUAUCUAGUGACAGCCAGCCUCUGUACCGGUCAUCAUCUCCAGAAAGUGAUAGAAGCAGUUCAUUGGAUCGUAAGAGGAGGACCAAGUCCACGAUCACAAGGUCUUCUCGUGCAGGGAGCACUGACAGUCUGGCUCGCAACUCGCUGCUUGCCGCGCAGGUGUUACGUCUCAUACCUACACAAGAAGCCCGGGAAAGAAACUAUCUGUAUGGGAGGUUGGCGUCACACUCACUGUUGGGAGCCGCUGAGUUGGAACAUGUGUUCCCAGACAGGGAGGUGAAGAUCUUUGUUGGCACUUGGAACAUGAAUGGACAGCCACCUCCAAGAGAGCUUGCAGACUUCAUAUUUCCGAAUCAAGUAAAGCAUGUACCAGAUAUAUUCGCGAUUGGAACUCAGGAGUCUUACUCAGAACGCACAGAGUGGGACAUAACUAUUCAAGAGGUUUUGGGACCAUCACAUUUACUACUACAUUCUUACUAUUUAGGGACGCUACACCUUUCAAUAUUCAUACGCAGGGAUUUAAUAUGGUUUUGUUCGCUACCCGAAGACGCUAGUUUAUCUGUGAGACCCGGGACGGCGUUUCGUACGAAAGGAGCUGUUGCCAUAUCCUUCGCACUGUUUGGCUCGACGUUUCUAUUUGUAACGGCACACUUAACUGCUCACCAGGAGAAAGUGAAAGAGAGGGUAUCAGAUAUCAAGAGAAUAAUCAGGUCUAUCGACCUGCCAAAGAAUUUACCCUGCAGGCACAGAAGUAAAGAUGUAACUAAUAAUUUCGACUACGUAUUCUGGUGCGGCGAUCUAAAUUUCAGGUUGGGUGAACCGAGAGCUGCGGUGUUGCGAUGGAUUGAACAAACUGAGUUCCCGCUGCCGCCGCACCUUCCCCACGGGCUUUUGCACGCCGACCAGCUGACAGCAGUGUUAGAAGAUGGCGCCGCCUUCCGGGACUUCAAGGAAGCGCCCAUUACUUUCCCCCCUACAUACAAGUACGACCCAGGCAGUCAACAGUUCGACACGUCUAGCAAGCAGAGGGCGCCAGCGUAUACGGACCGGAUAUUGUACAAGUCAAAAUCAAUGGCCACUGCCUCGUCUUCCGCGUUUGCUGGUCUGCGCAGGAUCAGCUCAGUACCAGUGACGUCGGGCCUCAAGUGCGUAGCGUAUAACUCGGUGCAGUCGGUGUGCACCAGCGACCAUAAGCCCGUCUGGGGGCUGUUCUCCGCCGCGCUCCGCCCCGGCACUGACGUCGUACCUUUAGCGGCAGGGCUUUUCAAUCGGGAAGUUUACCUUGAAGGUAUCAAGAGACGUCGCGCGUUGCUCGACCACGCACCAGGUACGUCGGCCGUAUGCAACAUUCAGUAAUCUCAUCGACUCGAUUAGGCCCUGGUGGCUAAUUGUGUAACUGAGUUUCUAUCUUGACAGACCUUAGGAUUCUAUCCUUUGAUUGCAUUGAUACAUAAGUACCGUAGAUUGACCAUGAGCGCUCACAAAGUGGGACGAAAAGUUAUAGCAGAAAUAGCGAUGCGUGUUCUAAUUGUCCAAUUGUUUAUCUGGCAUUCCGUGGUUGUAGUACGGGAUUAGGCAACGAACAGCAACAUGUAGAUUUCUAUAACCCGACCACGUUACGAAUCACCACGCGUUAUAGAUGCUAAGACGACAACCGCACUUACGUAAUUUUUGAAGAUUUUAUUGAAUCUAUAUACCGCUGCAUCAUCAUCAUCAUCAGCCCAUUAACGUCCCCACUGCUGGGGCACAAGCCUUCCCUGGAUGGAUAGGGAGAUCGGGCCUUAAACAAUCACGCGGGUCCAGUGCGGAUUGAUGGUUAUUAACGACUGCUAAUGCAGCCGGGACCAACGGCUUAACGUGCCUUCCGAAGCACGGAAAAGCUUGAGCUGAAAACUUUUUGUUUGUGGUCACCCAUCCUAUGACCGGCCUUUGCGAAAUUUGCUUAACUUAAACAAUCGCAGACCGAGCGCGUUUACCGCUGCGCCACCGAGCUCCUCCGCUACCGCUGCAUAUGAAUGUGUUAAGUUAGCGUCAAGUUUUCGUCGUAUUUUUGUAUGACGCGGUUUAUCUACGGUACUUGAACAUGAAUGUGUGAUUGGCUAAAGUCAACAAAUGGCCAGAAGUUGAUUGUUCCAAGGAAUCGAAAUCGUAGGUAUUUUAAUUGUGAUAGAAACCGGAGUUACAUAAUUAAGCCUCUGCUGUGAAACGCAAUGAGGGAUUUUCUUUUUAUUUUUUUUUCCUAGCUGCUUGAUAGAUGGCGCUGAACUUGAUAGGUUACUGCAACGAACGAAAUGUUAAUUAUUUCUGUUCUUCGAUUAAUUUUGAAAACAUAAAACAAUACCCCCUCCGGGGGUAUGCUCCAUACCCCCUCCGGUUGAUUGAGGGGAGGCCUGUGCCCAGCAGUGGGACGUAUAUAGGCAGUUUAUGUUUAAAACAAAACGUAUAUAUGUCACAAUAAAUAUGUUCUGAAAAUAAAGAAAUAGCAUAAAAAAGAAAUCAAUCUCUUAUUAGUUCAUGGCAUCUUAACAAUGGCCCAGUAACGUAGUUGGUUAAGCGCCAUCCAACGAGUUGUUGAGAACUAUUUUUAGAAUUAUUUUUAUUUUUUAAUUCUAAAAAGAAAAUCUCCCAUUAAGCCACUUGUUGAAUAACUGUUGGAUAGCCUACCUGUCGAAAAAGUGUCAGCCAAAUAAGUUCGCGAUAGGCCAUCAGAUAGUUAGCUAGUGGCAAAAAAUUGUUUCUGUUUUAUACCACUGCUACCCGGAUUCCAUCACUUACAGUAAACGCAUUUAAUACGUAUUUAGUGCUUUGCAAUUUUGUAGUAUUUGAUACUCAUAUUACUCAUAAUUAGUUUCUGCUUAUGAAUCAUAAUUCAUUAAAUAUUGUUUCAGUAUACAGACCUUGGGGGUUAAAGUGGCUACAUCGAAGCAAUUCACCUAAGAAAAUAAUAUUGCAAUUUGACAUUUGCGCAUAUAAAAGUAAGUGCGCAAUGCAAACAAAUGUCAAAUAGCAAUAUUUUUUUUAGAUGAAUUGCUUCGAUGUGGCCAUUUUAACCACCCUUUUAUAAUUUUGGUUUGUAUUGAUAAUUUAUUUUAAAUUCUGACUAUGGUUCUCUGAAUUAAAUAAAUAUGUAUAUUUGAUAAGUACCUACCGGUAUUAAAGGUAUUUAACCGAUCUUGUUCGAAUAACAAGAGAAUUUUUUAUCAGGUUAUGUAUAAAAAUUGGGAAUUCAUUUAAUAUUAUUUACGUAACUAUAUUUAAAUUGUUAUAUUUGAAUCCGGGUAGUACAGACCUAAAUGUACUAAAUUAAUUAAGUAGGUACAAACUUCAUAUAAUAUAAAAGUUUGAGGAUAUCAAUAUUACGUUGUGUAGAUCAAUUUUUAUGUUGGAAAUGAUAUUGUUAUUUAUGUUUUUAUUUAUUUUGAUUUUAUAAUAGAGAAUGAUUGUAUUUUAUUUUUUAUAGCGCGUUCUGGCUUUAUUUUUUUGAUUGUUUUAAUUACGAAAUAUAGUAGCCCCUGCAUCAUGCUGCGCGCAUAUCGUGCGCGAUGCGAUAAAUUAAUCAACUCAAAGAAACCUAUUGGCUCAUUUAUCGCACCGCGCGCGAUAUAUGUGCCACAUGCUACGGGUGCAGAUGUGUUCUAUAGAUAUGUCUCUUAGUAGAAGUAGACUAUAUCGUUCGUUUGUUCGGGUGUAAUUUAUUUUCAUAAUACUAAAAGUAUUUCGGUACCAAAGGAACCUUACAUAUUUUUUAUUGUUUUACAAUUUACACGUCAUUUUUAUUAGUUUUUACAUUAUGGUCCUAAGUAGAAUAAGCGGUGAGAUGUUCAACGGAGCUGUUCAAUCAAAAGACAUAAAUAUCACCACUGAAGUUAUUUUAAUGCAGUCAUUUUGUAUGAAACCCACAUAACAAAUAAUGCAAAAGUGGCUUUAUAAUUAUGAAUAAAAUAGGCAAAUAAAUUGAUUGCUGUACGGCCAACUAUUGCGCUGUAAGAGCGAGAUAGACUGACGAUUCCAUAAGGCCAGUCGCGCUUUGGUCACGUUUUUGUACGCAAAUCGUACGUACAGUCAUGAGCAAUAUAAUGUACCCACUUUAGGACUCUGUCGCACUAACAUAUUUGACAUUUAGUGAGACUUACAGUUCAAUUUGUCAAAAAAAUUAAUGUGACAUGGCACCAAAGUGUAUACUCGGUAUCAUUAUAUAUACAGGGUGGCCCAGAAGUUCACGUUCAAAAUGAAAAAUUGGAUAGAAGGGCUCAUUAACUACCAGAAAUACCCCUAUGUAUGUUCAGCGAUUAUUUACAGUUUAGGAGAUAUGACCCAUUUUGUACUUUUUCUAGAUUUUCUACCUUACUUCAAAAAUAAUCAUUUUGUCGCUAUCCCUUUCUUAAUAAUUCUUUUAUUUUACUUCUGGGCCACCCUGUAUAUCACUAUAAGUGUAUACUGUUAAUGCUCGUGACCGUACGUGCGAAUGUUUAUCUACGAAGACCACCUUGCACAGUGCGAGCUUCCAUAGUAGCUCAAGCACGUCAUACGUUUACGCGCCAUGCAAAUUCGUAUCAAAACAAGACAAAAGUGCGACCGACCUUUAAGUAUCGUAUGCUUGCGCCAUUACCACGUGUCGUGCGUUACGGUUUGUGGGUUUCAUGUUUUAACUUAUUUAAUAGGUAAAUCGCUCAUUUUGUUGAAAAAGAGGAAAUCUAGUCAAGUGUUUAAACGCAGUAUUCCUAUUGGUUGAAAAUAAAUAGUAUUUGUGUUAAAUUAUAUAAGUGGUUUAUUUAAGUAAAUAUUAUAUGUAUUUGUGUGGUGCAAUAUGUAACUUAAAAAUUUUAUUCUGUGCAAUUAUAUUCAUUCUAUGUGUGGUGUUUUUUAAAACGGGAUUUACGUCACAGGUGCAAGGCACAGACAGCAAAUACCACUGAUAUUAGAAAAAUACUCUAAUAUAAAAAUGUUCAACAUUGGUAAGAUAUAUCAAAAUCAUGUUUAACGCCUUUAUUCUAAGAUGUUAACUACAACCUUCCUCGACACCGCUUUCAAUUGAGGCAAGGUCUUCCUCGAACUUAGCUCGAGUUUACUCCAGUAAGAAAUGACGUCAUUAUUUUCGUCAUUAUGUUGGCAGUAUGAUAAGCUCGACUCCAGUGAGUAGUCCUCAAGUCGAGGGCGUAAAUGUCAACUUGAAAUAUCAAAAUGCUCGGCUGAGGCCGAGUCGAGUGGAGGGAGAGUCGAGUUGACAUCUUAGAAUAUGGGUGUUAGUCUAUGAAAUGCUAUUUAAUGUAUUUGUAUCUUUUCUCUACCGUAAUCCUAAGAUGGGUGACGUAAGUUCUGUAACAGUUAUUAUUACAUUACUGCAGUGGCGGCCCUAGGGCGGUGCGAGGUAUGCCACCGCACUGGGCCCCCAAAUAUGGGGGGCGCCAAAAUCAACCAAGACUGGUUCACUCUGGCCGCAAACUAACUUCAUCGGGUUAGAUUACCAAGUGCCCAUAAACAAUUUUUUUUAUUUUAAGGGGCUGAGGGGUGCCACUUUGAUGUCUCGCACUACCAAAAUGCUUUGCUAGGGCCGCCACUGCAUUACUGCUCGUUUAGAUUAAAUUUAGUUCUUCAGAACUAAAACUCUGCAACAAGUAUUAUUAACCAAAAAGUUAGUAUUGUAGACGGGAGUAUCCCUAUAGACUCAAGAGCUUUAUACUAUAGAAUAUUAUAGUAUACAAAUGUGAAGUUUUUAAAACAGUACUUAAUAUAUUUCCUGCCUUAUAUUACUGUGUUAACAAACCGUCUUAUGAAAUGUUGUAAACGUUUCAAAUUAUUAGGUGCUGUGAUUAACUCGUUCUAGUCUGAUAUCCAUUCCAAAUAUAGAAAAGCAACCAUUUGGAAAUUCGGCGAGGUUAUUGGUGUGAUAUCGAAACGUACAGUUUGGUGAAAGACAGUGUAAAAUAAUUAAGGGCGCCAUUUUUGUUCUUAAAUGGUAACACUGGUAGGACGUCCAUUAUGACCAAGCUUAAAUAAAUAUUGCUAGAGCUAAAAAAUGCCUAGUUCCUAUGUCCACCAUUCCCCAAACUGUAACUUUGUCAUUCGAAUUCGGUGUCAAGUAAAUAUGACAAGGUUACAAAUAAUAACUCGAAUUUUGUGGGCGAUAAAAUAAUCCAUCUUAGAUUCUAAAUUAUUUGUAUCUACAAGAAAAGAUAGAUUUCAACAUUCACAUCCUGUGAUAUCUAUGAACUUGUCUGUUGUUUUAGUUAGGCCAUGUAUCCACUAGGCUAAGCAACAGUUAACGUGCACGAUUUGACGGUUGACAAGUUCGCGUCAGAGAUGUUCCGCGGCGUACUUUUUUUUGUAACGUAACUUAUUGUAGGUUUGCCUCACUCAGACGCUAUUACUUAUUCGGACAAAUGGGGGUAAGGGCUCUAACCGGGUACACAAUUAUAGAUAACAGACCUAAGGGUGUCCUGUCGUGCGCCAACAUCGGCUUAGGAUGUCCUCUGAAGGAAUUACAUUUGGAAUAAUUAAUCGACCCUAGCGGGCCGGUUGCCCAGCAGUGGGAUCGAAUAGGCUAGAUAAGGUGGGCCGGUACCGGUAGCGAUAAACGCUGAACAAAAUUAAUCAUCGACCACCGAUGGUCGCUUACCUAGCCUAUUCGAUCCCAAUUCUGGGCAACCGGUAUGCUACGGUCGAUUAAGGUCGAGGUCCUGAAGUGAUUGUUGUCGCGAGCUGAUUGGCCACCUCUAUGGCUAGAGUAUUACGUCCGUUACAACAUGUACCCAGUGUGGUAUCAUACCAUAUUGGCUAUAUUAUUAUGUUGCAGGCCAAUGCAGGUCAGCGGAUACAGCGCUUGAAAUAUUACUCACUGAAUAUUUGUGUCAAGCGUACUUUAACCAUAAUACCUUUGACAUUAAUUAAAUUAACAUGUAUUGGAGACUUGGCGUGAUCAGGAAAGACAUCUUUCAAUGUGUUUGGUGUCGGCAAUUCGGCAUCAAUUGUUUAUCGAGGGUAGCGAUUGGUUGACACACGACAUUGUGGAAAGGAUAAAUGCGAUUUGAGCUUGAUGAUUUAUUCUGCAAGAGAAUUUGGACUUUAGUCCGUAUUGAAAUAAUAUCUGUUCAUGAUGAAAAA